Molecule: messenger RNA, 820 nt
Organism: Brassica oleracea var. oleracea
Lineage: Eukaryota; Viridiplantae; Streptophyta; Magnoliopsida; Brassicales; Brassicaceae
Product: formin-like protein 20
Exons: 3
Coding region: 156-575 (139 amino acids)
Source: RefSeq, a predicted model, not a curated record
UCUAGUUUAUAUGAAGAUCGUUCAUCCAAACUGGUGAAGAUCAGAGCAAUCAAGAAUCAUCUUUUGAUUCUGUUUUGGUCAUCUCAAUCGUAUGUUUUGGUAAGUUCGUGAUCCCAAGUUGUUGUUCCGACAGUUCUUGACAUCUUGUACACAAAAUGUGUGGCACAUCACCACCUCCACCUCCUCCUCUUCCCCCUCCACCCCUGCCGAUGCGUGGAAGAGGAGUCUCACUGUCACCACCUCACCUUCCUCCGAAGCAUGGAAGCGGUGGGACUGAUCCUCCUCCUCCUCCUCCUCUAUAUGGAAGAGCACCACCACCUCCACUUUAUCUGAAUAGUAAAAGAGCCGUACCAACUGUUCUGCCUCCGGGUGUAGGGAGAUGCCAUGGUCUUGCACUUCCUCGUUCGAGAGUUUCUUAUGUGAUGAAAUUAGCAAGUGCCUUAUGGAACGACGAACAGAGACGUAAAAAAGGACAAUUCGAACCAGGACCUCUUGCAUCAGAAAUAGAGACACUUUUGCUUCCAAAAGUGAAGAAGCCGGUUAAUAACUCCGGAUAUGAACAAGGUAUGCUAUGAUUUGCCAAGAAUAUGAGUGCCUCCCGCAUACUUUGUAAAAUUUAUAAAUGCUGUAAUAAUAAGAGGGUCUGUAUAUAUGAGCCCCCAUUGCAUGUAUUUAUGCAUUUGCGAUUCAAUAUUUUAUGCAAGUCCUUCAGAACAUGUGUGUAGCUAUCCUCUAGGAUGCUGCUUUUGUUUUGACAAGAAGUUGUAGUUCAGACGCUUCAAAUGUUGUUCAGUGAUAUGACUGUGGAAUCAUUGGGUUU